UUGCUUGAUCGGAAUGAGAAAGCACGAUGUGUAAUUUCUAUAGUGGGUAUGGGUGGGCUAGGCAAGACCACCCUGGCAAUAAAAGUGUAUAAUAACCCUGCAAUUAAAAAACAUUUCGAUACCUUUGCUUGGGUUUCAGUUUCUCAGAGCUACCGAGGUAUCGAGCUAAUGAAGGACAUCCUGCAAAAAGUAAAGGGAAUCAAACAGAGGAAAGGAGACUUGGAGCAAAUGGAUGAACAAGAAGUGAGAGAGAAGCUCCGUGAUUUCCUAAGAGACACAAAGUAUUUGGUCGUGUUGGAUGAUGUAUGGGGUGUUGAUGUUUGGAGACAAAUGCAGCGAGUCUUUCCUGAUCAGAACAAAGGUAGCAGAAUACUGCUUACUACACGCAACAUUGAGGUUGCAAGAGAUGCCCAGCCAUGGAUUCCUCCACAUGAACUGCAGCUUUUAGAUGACACGGAGAGCUGGCAACUCUUUUGUAGGAAGGCAUUUCCACCAAAUCAAGAUGUCCCAACUGAGUUGGAGGCAUUGGCCCAUAAGCUUGCAAAGAAGUGUGGUGGACUUCCUCUUGCACUGGUGGUGUUAGGGGGCCUUAUGUCAAGGAAAGAUCCUAGCUACGAUACGUUUGAAAUAGCUCAGAGCAUGAACUGGGCAUCUACUAGAGAUGGGAGGGAAUGCCACAAUAUAUUGGGUUUAAGUUACAAUGACUUGCCAUAUCCGUUAAAACCAUGUUUUCUAUACAUCGCUGCAUUUCCAGAGGACUCCAUUAUCUCUCUCUCCAAAUUAGUUAGGUUGUGGGUCGCCGAAGGUUUCAUACUGCAAGAGCAGCGACAGACAAUGGAAGACACUGCAAGGGAUUGGUUGGAAGAGUUGGUGCAGAGGUGCUUGAUCCAGGUUGCCCAGAGAAGCAAGGCUCGUGGGCGGGUUAGCAACAUACGCAUCCAUGAUCUGUGGCGCGACUAUGGCCUUGAAAAAGCCAAAAUGGAUGAAUUUCUUCAUGUUUGCAGUAGUGACGACAUGGCAGGAUCUAAUGGUAUAUCGACUCACCGUGCAGCUUUCUACAAUCGUAUAAAUGACGAGGUUGCUGUUUCCUCACCGCGUCUCCGCAGUUUGCUGGGCUUCAGUUUAAUUUUGACUAAUGUGGGAAGAUCUUUGAAUGGGUUAAAUUUAUUAAGGGUGCUGGAUCUGGAGGGUGCAGAGGAUUUGGAAGAGUUACCGAAGCAGAUCGGCAGCAUGAUUCAUCUACGAUACCUGGGAUUCAGAUACACUGAUUUGAAGAGGCUGCCAUCCUCCAUCCGACAUCUCCUGAAUCUGCAGACACUGGAUGUGAGAGGCACAAAAAUUUAUUCGCUUCCGAAAUCAUUUUGGAAAAUUCGGACGCUGAGGCACGUAUAUAUUAAUAUAUAUAUGUUUCUAAGCGCACCGAUAACUGUGGAUCACAAGAACUUCCAGACUCUGGAAAUUAGGGAGUUUGAAUUUGAUAUGGAUGUUACGGAGAUCGUCUGUUCACUAGGCAUAAGAUUCAACAAAAAUUGUAUUGCUACACCGAGCUUUACAAGAGAGGCGAUUGACAAAGCAUGUGAGAGAAUGUUUGCAAAAUCACUCGGAAAAGCACUCGAGCAAAUGGACAGUCUUGUGUCAUUGGCUUUGAUUUUGCCCGAACGUAUAAUCUCUGGGGAUGUCUUUUUCGCUCGUGCACCAAACCUGCACCAACUCCGUUCAUUGACACUGGAUGGAUGGUUGGUAUUUAAACAACAGCAGCAGCUCCCAGACAACAAUCAAUUCCCUCCAAACCUCACCAAGCUCAUAUUAAGAGAAUCUGGAUUGGAGCAAGACCCAAUGCCGGUGCUCCAGACGCUACCAAACCUCAGGCUUCUUGAAUUGAAUCGGAAUUCAUAUCUUGGGAAGAUCAUGUCAUGUUCUUCUGUUGGUGGCUUUCCUCAACGACUGCAGCACUUGAUAUUAUUGGAACUCCUAAAUUUAGAGGAAUGGAUAGUGGAGUUGUUGAGUGUGCUGUUUGUUGGAAAAUAG
Molecule: messenger RNA, 2028 nt
Organism: Phoenix dactylifera (date palm)
Lineage: Eukaryota; Viridiplantae; Streptophyta; Magnoliopsida; Arecales; Arecaceae
Source: RefSeq, a predicted model, not a curated record